Molecule: messenger RNA, 4181 nt
Organism: Ostrea edulis (European flat oyster)
Lineage: Eukaryota; Metazoa; Mollusca; Bivalvia; Ostreida; Ostreidae
Product: elongation of very long chain fatty acids protein 7-like
Exons: 8
Coding region: 97-903 (268 amino acids)
Biological process (GO): fatty acid elongation, saturated fatty acid; fatty acid elongation, monounsaturated fatty acid; sphingolipid biosynthetic process
Cellular component (GO): endoplasmic reticulum membrane
Molecular function (GO): fatty acid elongase activity
Source: RefSeq, a predicted model, not a curated record
AUUCAGAAGACCUUUGGACUAGCGUGGUUGGUGAUUGAAGUGGGAACAAGGUAUUUAAGUACUCAUCAUAGUAGCUGAUAUGUUAGGUAUAUCACCAUGAUGGGAUUGGUGAAGAUGUACAACGACCUGAUGGAGAAGGCCGACCCACGGGUAGAGGGCUGGUUCAUGAUGUCCACACCCUGGCCGAGCCUCAUCAUCUGUGUCGCCUACUUUAUGUUUGUUAAGAUGGGUCCCACCAUCAUGGCCAACAGACAACCAUUCGAGCUGAAGACAAUCCUAAUUGUGUAUAACUUCUGUAUGGUUCUGCUGUCGACGUACUGCUUUGUGGAGUUUUUGUUGGCAGGCUGGCUAAAUGGCUACAGCUUGAGAUGUCAGCCAGUGGAUUACUCCGAGAGUGGAACGAGGAUGCUGAAAGUUUGUUGGAUGUUUUACUUUUCAAAAUUUAUUGAACUUUUUGACACGGUUUUCUUUGUGAUGAGGAAGAAGUUUAACCAGGCUUCGUUUUUACACGUAUUUCACCACGGGAUAAUGCCUGCCUCUUGGUGGUUUGGUGUCAAAUUUGUCGGAGGUGGUUUCGGAACCUUUCACUCCAUGCUGAAUUCCUUUAUACAUUUAGUGAUGUAUACUUACUAUGGCAUGGCUGCCCUCGGUCCGCAAUACCAAAAGUAUCUGUGGUGGAAAAAAUACAUGACCUCCAUGCAGAUAACACAGUUUGUUUUGGUGACGAUCCACUCGGUACAGCUUCUGUUUAUGGACUGUAACUACCCCACGCUGUUCGUCUACUGGAUCCUCGCCUAUGCUGUGAUAUUCCUCGUCAUGUUCGCCGACUUCUACAGAAACGCGUACAAAAAACCACAGACCAACGGAUCUGUUUCCAACGGAACCAAAGCCAAAGCCAAUUAACACAUGCCUUAAUUAGGAAUCUUAAUUAGGAAUCAAGCCACUUAAGUCCUAAAACAAUACCUCUUUGUCUAUUUUGAUUAAUGAUUUUCUUGAAUGCUUUAAACAAUUAUUUUUGAUAUUCUGAUGAAGCACGACUGUUCGGCAUUAACGUGUGAGGUACAAGGUAUGUGCAAUGUAAACUCCAUCUGUUGUAGGACAUUUCUUUACCAUUUUUUAGGGCAAAUUUAUAUUUUGUUUUAGUACAGUAUUUCUACAUUGAGAAAACCUUUACAUGUACACAGUUUUGAUAAACAUGUAUCUGAAUGCCUUCAGAGCCGGUGACUCUGUCAGUAUCUAUUUAUUUUAUUCAGCUCCUGAUUUUCUAUUUAUAGCUUAUACAAUGUAGAUAUGAUUAACGUGUUCUGUGUCCGUAUCUGUCCAUAAGUUCAGGGUCUUUAGGGUAUGGUGUUGAUUCUGGGUAAUGUUUGUACGCAGUGCGAGUUUUAUACAGACCUUUUGUGGUAUGAGUUGUUUUAUAUGUACUCGCUCUUCGGAACUGCUGUUCUGUAAACUCGGACUCCAAAAUUUUCAGGGAUUCAUUGUAAAAUCUUUCUCAGAUACGUGCAUGUCGCUGCGUAAGUGUAGAUUUAUUUGAUUUUUGUGUUUUAACCAACUCUACAAAAUCUGUUUAAUCUUGAAUUUGAGAGGUUUUGUUUUUCCUGAAACUUGUUCCUCAAUUACGUAUACUAGAUUUAUUGUUACUAUGACUUUCUAAAGUCUGGUAUUUCGACAACUUUUACCAAAAGUCUGUCUCCCAACUGCCAACACACCUAAAUCUCACCGUGCACAGUUUUUUCACACCUUUAAUUACAGAAACCCCUAAUCCCAUUAUUUUAAUCACUGUGGUUAUGUGUUUGAAUUUCGCAGACAGAGCACAGAUAAGUCAUUCUCCAGUUAACAUUGACAUUGUUGAAGAUUUCAGAUCAUCUGGUUGGUAUAUUCAGUUUUUUUUCAAUGGGAGACUGACUAGAGUAAUGAGAUUUAUUAAAGAAGAACAUGUCCAUUGAUAAAGGAUCUAAAUUAUUAUAAAAACAUUUCAGGAUCUAAAUUAUUAUAAAAACAUUACAGGAUCUAAAUUAUUAUAAAAACAUUACAGUUUUUAAUAUUUACAUUGUAUUGUUAGGUGACAGUGACUUGCAGUGUAAUAGAUAUCUUAUCAGGUCUAAAGGAUUGCUGCAAAAAUGUCAAAGUUUUUUUGUUUUUUUUUAAAUACACGCGUUUGACAAUUGUUUGAUAAAAUAAAUAAAUGUUUAUUCGGUGUAAACAUACAUACAUACAUAAAUAUCACAAGUGCAUUAAGGUGAACAUCAUGGAUGGAACUGCCCGCGUCAAAAGUCGUACAACUUUCGUCGUUGCAGUUUGAGCACAUUACAGAGGGCCUGUCAUUAUUACAAAUACCGUAUUCGUCCUAUUGUACAGACGCUCAGUAGGACGAAUACGGUAUUUGUUAUUUACAACUUAUCAUAGAUGAAUAUCUUUUUCGGGUAAACUACAAGAAAUAGUACAGAAAUCUCCCAGAGAGACAUAUUGAAUAGUUAACAUGUCUGCGUUCUUUAUCUGUGUAUCAUCCAAAGACGUCAUUAUAUUUUACUAACUUUUACCAAGUCAUGCACCUACAUUGUACAUGUAGCUUUCACUAAUGCCUCUGAUAAGAUUUUGUUUCCUGUAUUUAUUUUUUAUGAUAUUACGUGUAGAUGAUUGAAUGCAGCUGUGUGUUGUUUUGUUGUCACUGUUAGAUUUGUACGAUCAAUUCAUUGUCUGUCUGUUGAAUUCUUUUUUUACUUAACAUAUACGUGAAAUGAAGAUACAUACAGUGGAUAUAUUCUGUGGAUAUACAUAAUGGAGCAUCUUCCAGAAUUUGAUCAAUCAAAAAUGUUGGGUUAAAUUGAAGUAGCCGCUUUCCUUUUUAUGUACUGUAUUUGUUCAUUUAGCAAGAUAUUUUGGUCACUUCUGGCAAAGUCGAGUAUGGUCUAAUUGAGAUCACUGCCGGACUAUUGAUUUGUCUAGGUAUAGUACAGAGAGCUCCUGAUGCCACUGAUUCUAGGUGGUAUGUUUUGUUUUUACUGAUUAGUACUAAUAAACAACAGACAUACUGAACCGAAGCACAACUAGACCAGAACCAAAGCACCGCUAAACCGGAACCAAAGCACAACCAGACCAGGCUCCAAGACCAUAAACUGAGAAUAGACUUAAGUCUAUAAAUUUCAAAUCCAGCUAACUUUGGAAAUAAUUUCCAUAAACAAAUAAAAUUUUCAGUAUAUGUUUGCAUUUGAUUUUAUUUUAUAAACCUGCAGUUUUUCAAACAUCUGCACUAGAUAAAUCCUCAGAUAUAAGUAAUCAAUAUUUUAACUUAAGUCUAUUCUCAGUUUAUGGUCUUGGGGCCUGAACCAAAGCACUGCUAGACCGGAACCAAAGCACUACUAGACUGGAACCAAAGCACAACUAUACUGGGCAAAAGUAAACAGUUGAAAAAUCACUAUUUCUUCUGUUGAUGUUAUUGUUAAGAUGUGUAUUUCAUGCCAGCAUGAAACUGAUUAAAUUGUUACGUUUAUGUUGAGUUGUAUGAACACCCUUGUUCCCAGAGACAAUUUCUGAUUCAUGUUUAGCUGUGAACAAAAUGCACUAGUAUCCUGCAUAAUGAUUUUUAAAGUUUUUUCUAUUUUAUCGUUUCUUUAUCUGCCUGUUGAUCUUGGUAUGAGGGUCACAUGACAUUGGGUCAUUGGCCACUUCCUCCCCCCUUUGAGUGCUAGUGAUGAUAGAUAUUCACCAUUGUGUGAAGAGAUUAAGAGUAGGCUGUUCUAAACCUUGGCUUAAACCAGCCCGGUCUGACUCCAUGAUCAGAGAAUAGACUCAAGUCAAAAAUAAGAUUUUGUGGCUGGUAUAUACCUUUGGCUUGUUCAAAGUGUGACGAUUUGAAUCAUAUUUAAAAAUGAUAUAAUGUCAACUGAUUUUCGAAAAACAAGAUUCUGAAAUAUUCUUACAGGCCUGACCAAGGUUCUGAACAACCCCGUCCUAAUCUCUGUUUCAUCUGAUCACGAUACAUAUGUGUGUAUUAGAGGUCGCCAUUCUUGUGUUGAUAAUGCACAUUCUGAUAAUGGUAGACUGUUUCGUGUGAUUUGUAUAUUUAUUAUCGUAUUUACAUGAUGCUAUACUGAUGUAGUAAAAUGAAGACUAUGUAGUACUACUGAUUAUCACAUAGGUUUUGUAUGCCAUUUUGCAAAUAGAUUUUGUUAAGAACA